Molecule: messenger RNA, 933 nt
Organism: Solanum stenotomum
Lineage: Eukaryota; Viridiplantae; Streptophyta; Magnoliopsida; Solanales; Solanaceae
Product: NAC domain-containing protein 71-like
Exons: 5
Coding region: 1-933 (310 amino acids)
Biological process (GO): regulation of DNA-templated transcription
Molecular function (GO): DNA binding
Source: RefSeq, a predicted model, not a curated record
AUGGCAGGGGCAACAUUGCCUCCGGGUUUUCGAUUUCAUCCAACUGAUGAUGAAUUAGUUGGAUAUUACUUGAAGAGGAAAACUGAUGGACUUGAAAUUGAAUUGGAAGUUAUUCCAGAAAUAGACUUGUACAAAUUUGAUCCAUGGGAACUUCCAGAGAAAUCGUUCCUGCCAAAUCGCGAUAUGAAGUGGUUCUUCUGUCCUCGAGACAAGAAGUACUCGAAUGGCUCACGAGCCAAUCGAGCCACUAAGGCUGGAUACUGGAAAGCAACUGGUAAAGACAGGAAAGUUGUCUGUCAUGAGUCUGAAGUUGUUGGAUAUCGAAAGACAUUAGUGUUCUAUCGCGGAAGAGCUCCUCUCGGAGACAGAACAGAUUGGAUGAUGCACGAGUAUCGUCUCUGUGAUGAUGUUUCACAAGGCGCUACGAGUUUCCAGGGGGCGUUUGCACUUUGUCAUAUCAUCAAAAGAAACAAUGUCUCAUCGAAAACAAGUGAUAUUUCACUAGCAAUCUCGAACAAUCCUGUUGUUCUUACUGCUGAAACGUGCAACGAUAGCAACUAUUCGACUCCUAUAACUUCUCCUUAUGAAUCUACAAACCUUAGGAUGUCACAUGAUCAUAUGAUUCUUGAUUCUUCAAUGGAAUGUCCUGGAGAUGGAACUUAUCUGCACUAUGAGUUCCCAAGCGUGGCAUCGUGGCAACCAAAUGAUCAAAUUGAGGUCACAUCAAGCUCAACUUCCCCGAAUUUAAGAGGGGAAGUUGAACUUUCGGGUAAUCUUAGUAGCUUUGGUUGUGUAUCUCCCUACUUGAUUCAUGGAAGCUACACGGGGCUUUACGAUAGUAGUGUUAUGUCAUAUGAAGGAAAUGAAGGUUGGAAUCAAGCUAAUUUGGGAGAUUUUAACGGUUUAUGGUCACACGAAGAUAACUUUCAGUAA